AGGAAUGAGAAUCAAUUCCCACUUGUCUAUGAGAUUGGGAUUUAAUAAGGAUUGAAAUUUUAUCGACUUGGAAUGAAUAUCCUUCAUUAUCCUAAAUUCCAGUCCAUUCAAUACAUGCCGGCGAAGAACGGGAGAAGGGCGAGUGGCGAAUUUUGUGGAAUAAAAAUAAAAUUCCAAGAAUGAGAUCGGUUUUCUUGAUGCCUCUAUUGGUAGCCCUAGGAGUAGUAGUUGUUGCAGAGAUCGGUUUUCUGGGUCGGCUAAGAACGUCGCUUUCUUUGUUCAACUCCUGGGCCGAGUCGUUCUAUCACUCUAUUCCAGAGAUUUUCAGAAAGGAAACUAUCUCAGUUAAGGGUUUUGAGGAGCUUGCUUGGUAGAUUGCUAUUGGCGUUGAAGAUAUCUAUUGUUUUCGACAUUAUUGGUAACGAGCUUUAAGCUGCAGAGACAUGGGAGAAAGUGAACUUGUGAUGUCAUAUGAAAAACAGCUUAAUCAAGCACCUCACCUUACAGAUUCUAUUUGUCAUACACAAACUAUGGUUGGUCUACUUCUUUGUGAAUAAAUUGUUGCUUUAGUGGUAGCUAUUCUGAUAGUCUUUUAGCAAAAUUAAGACAUGGACCAUGAAUAUAAUUCUGAUUAUUCAUAUUUUGUUUUCAUCAGGGAAUAGUUAUCUAAAUGGGAUCAAAUAAGAAGCAAGAAAAAAAAAAAAAAAAAAAAUAAUAAUAAUAAUUAUGAAUAAAGAGUAGUAACUAAAAGAUGAACCUAACAUUUUAAAAGCAACAUUUACAUUGAAAUUUGUAUGUAAAUUUCUCUGAAGGUCAACUUAUUUACUUGGACGACUUGUGGUCACUAGUGUGUAUCUUUCAGUUACCCUCAGAAAUAUUUUAAGAUCUAGAAACCAUUUAGUUUUUUGGAUCAUUCCUAAAAAAAAUUAAUUCAACCCUCAUUUAGUAGUAACGAAACUGAUACCAUAUUCCUCUGUUAUUUCCUCACAUUCUUUCUUUACCUACACUUUGCAUUAGAAAAUGAAGCAUUGAUGGCCAUUUAACGGAGAGGAUAAAAGUUAUGUGUAACAACCUAUGUCUUGAGCAAUUUAUUACAAGUACUGGUAGCCAUUUAAUGGAGAGGGUAGAAGCUACAUAAAAGGUCUUAAAAUGACAAUGUAAAAAGAGGGAUGGGAUGAUUUGGUAACAUACCGACAGUGGCCGAUUUGGAUGUCCGGUAACCUGAGGAGUUGCUUUUGCUGAAUUGUAUUAUGGUUUUGCCAAUUCCAUCUCCCAAGAACACAACACUUUUCUUCUCCUGACCCACAUGUACUUCUUCAGUGUAAAUUCCUUGCUUGAUGUAAAUGGUGUAAGUGAUUGAACUCGAAUUGGGUAUUGCAGAAACAGCUCCUGAGAUGGUGCUAUAGUUUCCACUCCCAUCCUUUGACACCACAAUUUUGGUGUUAUCACUUGAAACCAAAAUUGGAAUGGCAAGAAACCAACAGAAACGAAGUAAACUCUCAGCCAUUUUGAAGAUUGAUGUAUCAAAGCCUUGGUUUUUUGAGAUCCUGGAAUCAAGCCUCCACAUCUUCAUUUGUUCCCUUUCUAUUUCUCUAUUCAGUGUGCAAGUUUACACUGUAUACUGACUGGUAUAUCUGCUUACCUAUCCACAAGUGAGAUAAGGGAGAAAUUUAGCUCACGUAAAUUAAUAAAACUCAUAAUAUAUCCUGCAAAUCAAUCUUGAUAAAGACAUAAAUAAUAAAUACCAAAGUGUUAUCUGAGUUAGUUGCGAUUGUUGAUUAUGAUUUCUACCCAUCUUCUUCUUUUCUUCGUCGAAUUGGGAACUAGCUGCCCAUUGCCCUUUUCAUCUUGGCACUGCUAAUUAUGAACUUGCCGAGUUUAAGCUCUCGAAUUGGUAAGGAUAAAUUAUUAAGGAUAAAUUCCAAAAACUAAUAUUACCAAUUCAAUGAGUUAGGACCAGGUUUAAGAUUCAACAUGUGUUCUGGAUACCGGAUAGCAUGCCAGAAAAGAAAAUGUAAAUGUUGUCACAGAUUACUAAUAUGACAAACAACAUAAUCUGUUUGGUGUUGCAGUUAUUAUUUUUACUUUGAAUGCAUUCUUUUGCCCUCUAUCUAUACUUUUUUUUUUUUAAUAAGUUUUUGCCCUCUAUCUAUACUGAAAAAAUGAUGAAUGAUUAGAAAAUUUUAGUUCCAAAAACUAAUUUUACCAAUUCAAUGAGUUAGGACCGGUUUAAGAUUCAACAUGUGUUCUGGAUACUGGAUGGCAUGCCAGAAAAGAAAAUGUAAAUGUUGUCACAGAUUGAACUAUUUUGGAGCUAUGACCAUAUUACCCUUUUUCUCUCAAUUCACGAUCUAGGGUUUUUGGAGACUUAACGAUUUUUUCCUCUCACGCUUCCGGUUAACUGGUCCACCGUGGUGAGUUCUGGUGGGUGGUGACGAUAUGGGGGAGGGAUCUCCCUCCUGUACCCCGCCAAUGGGGGCUGGUUUACCCCAUGCACCAAUUACUCAACAAACGAACGUGCAUCAAGAGCAACAGAAACCUUCAUGGAGAAGUAUUUUUGAUGAUGAUUUACAGAAAAAGAUGGAGAUACUCCCAUACUUACCAGAAUGUCGUGGUGCGAAGGUGGUAAAGAUCAUGGAAGAAGAUACAAUUGAGGAGGUGGAGUACUGGAAACACUCUAUUGUAGGGUAUUUGGUGGGUAAACGAUCUUAUUUUUACCAUAUUAGUGAUUUCCUCAAACGGAUUUGGAAAACUGCAGGUAACUUCAAAUUGAUUUCGUUGCCAAAGGGUUUUUUCAUGGUGCGAUUUGAUGAUGAGAAUACUAUCCUUCAGCGUAUACAUACGUAUCAGGGAAGACCUAUGAUUCUCAAGCGCUGGGACAAGAAUGUGAAUCUGGAGAAGGAGAUAUUGGGUUCAGUUCCAAUUUGGGUCCAAUUGUUUAAUCUUCCUAUGCAUUGUACAGGGAAUAUGUCCAUUGCUAGGGUUUGUUCACAAUUCUCAAAACCACUGUAUCCUGAUGAGGCUACAUUAGCUAGAGAGAGAGGAGGGUUUGUCAAGGUAAUGGUAGAGGUGGAUGUACAUGAUGAACUCCCGGAAGUAGUGAAUGUUGACAUACAUGGAAUUGAGUGUGAGGUGUUUAUUGAAUACGAUUGGAAACCACAAUUAUGUAGAAAAUGCAAUGGAUAUAAUCAUUCCGAGGUCAAAUGUCCAAGGCUCAAAAUAAGAAAUCAUCCUCAGAAUGGAUUGUCAAACAGAAAGGGAAAUUGGUUCCACAUGCAUAGGGAAAAGGUAUAGGAAAAUCAGAUGUUGCAGGGACUAGUGGAGAUAUACCUUUGGAGAAUAGUUCCGAGGCGAAAGUGGAUACCCAAGAUAUGAUUGAAGAGAGAUCAAAGGAAAACAUUGUGUCUGAAGAUGCAGACAGGGCUUUAAUUAUUCAUGAAGGGAUUGGUAUGGGGAAGGGAGUUAAUAAUGAGAGUGUUGAUAGUGCAGUUUCUGUUAUUGAACCUCUUGAGGUAUCUCCUAUUAAAACUAUGCGGCAAGCUAUCCAUUCAAAAACCCUUGCAGGGUCGGAGGUACAGGAUCCCAAAAUGAACUCUACAAUAGUAGAGGGAACUGAGGGUAAGCAUGAUGAAAAGGGUAAACAAGGAAUAGAUGAUCCACCACAAAACAAUUCCCCUCUAACUAAAAAUCAGAGGAAGAAACAGAGAAAAAGGGAAGCUGAAAUGGAAGCUAGUACAAGAAUUACUAGAGGUAUGGUGGCUGGUGGAGCUGUUCCACCCUCUGAUAUUACUUGAUGAUUGGAAUGUGGAACGUGAGGGGGCUCAACAGGAAGGGGAUGCAACAAGAAAUCCGCUCGUGGGUGAGUAAAAACUCUCUGUCACUGGUCUGUUUGGUAGAGACUAGGGUUCAAAGUUCAAAGUUUAUUAGAAUUAGUAGUAGAUUGGGGGCUAAUUGGCAAUGGUGUAACAAUUAUGAUGCUGUGUAUGGAGGUAGGAUUUGGUGUGGCUGGAAUCCUACAAUAGUUGAGGUUUAAAUCAUAGAAAUUAAAGCUCAGAUUAUCUUUUGAAUUGCUUGACAGAUAUGGCACCUUAUAUUUCUGGUCCUUGGCUUCUUAUUGGGGACUGGAAUGUUAUUAGAAGCAAUGGGGAGAAAUUAGGGGGGAAGACUGUCCCUAGAAGAGUGUUAAAGGAAUUCAAUGAUGUUAUUGAUUCCAUAACUCUAUCUGACAUCCCAAUCUCUAAUGGUAAGUACACUUGGUGUAACAAUAGACGAAUUGCUAAAAGGAUUUAUGCUCAGCUGGACCGCGGAUUGAUGAAUGAAGAUUGGAGUAUUAUGUUUCCAUCUUCCAAAAUCGAACUUCUUCUUUACUGUCUGAUCAUUGGGGUCUUUGUGUCAGGAUUCCAAGUAAUAUGGCUGCUGGUCUGAAACCAUUUAGGUUUUUGCAGGUUUGGAAUGCUCAACCGGUGAUGAAACAAGUGGUUGCAGAGGCUUGGCUUGUUAGGGUUAUUGGGGAUCCUAUUGUUAGGGUUAUUAGGAAACUUCAAGCUGUCAAGAAGCCUGUCAAAUUAUGGAACAAAACAAAAUUUGGAUCAGUUUUUGAACAGGUUAUUGAAGCUAGAAAUACCUUGGAGGAGAGACAGUUAGCUUUGUCUAAUUCACCUGUGUGUGUGGAGAGUAUCCAAAGGGAGGAUGAAGCUAGAAAGAACUAUGCUUUAGCUUUGUCUAAUGAAGAAAUUUUGGUGUCACAGAAGGCCAGAAUUAAAUGGAAGAAAGAUCAAGAUAGGAAUACAAAGUUUUUUAAUCAGAAAAUUAAAGCUCACAGAGUGAAUAAUAAUAUUCUUAGCCUGAAAGAUUCUGAUGAUGGGAGUUUAUUAAAGAUGAAAAUGGUAUUAAAGAUUUACUGCUGAAACAUUACAUGUCUUUAUUUU
Cornus florida is the source of this 4928-nucleotide messenger RNA. RefSeq lists its product as uncharacterized. The transcript is spliced from 3 exons. NCBI's taxonomy places the organism in Eukaryota, Viridiplantae, Streptophyta, Magnoliopsida, Cornales, Cornaceae. The record is from RefSeq and is a predicted model, not a curated record. The coding region runs from base 2440 to 3294 and encodes 284 amino acids.